CUAGUCAAGGAAGUCCUAUCAGCAGAAGAUUUUAGCAUACAGAAUCUGAAUGGCUUUGACACUCAUACAGAAAUGGGGCAUUUUGAUUCAUCUGAAGCCAGUCUUAAUGACAAUGAUAUCUUCCAAAAAGAUGGUUGGAAAGAGACAGCUGCAGAAAUUCUGGUGCCAACUAGGGAGAGAAAUCCGAGCAGGAAUGGACAGCCAUUUACUGUCCCAGGGUUCCAGUACCGUCCACUCACAACC
Molecule: messenger RNA, 243 nt
Organism: Suillus subalutaceus
Lineage: Eukaryota; Fungi; Basidiomycota; Agaricomycetes; Boletales; Suillaceae
Exons: 1
Source: RefSeq, a predicted model, not a curated record